AUGGCGAAUCCUAACCUGCAGGGCCGUGCCGGCCAUAAUCUCCCCUCGCCUCCCAGUACAGAUAGCCCUCUCUCCCCAGCAAGUGCAGGAAGCAACCCAAUCUCUUUCCGAACGAACGUGAACCGCUCAAAAACAAAACGCUGGGUGGAAGCUAAACAAUAUUCGUAUGAUGGUGGAGACUGGGGCGACGAAGACGAUGAAGAGGAGGAAGAGGAAGCUCCCCCCGAUUGUGCCCCGACCUCCAUAUGCAACGCAAAGAACUGGCAGCUCAUCCGAGUUGAGCUCCAGGCCCCGACUGUUGACGCCAGUACCGAUCAACAAAAGGCCGCUCCUUUCGUCAGACCUGCGGAUCUAUACAAGCGCAUGCAUGAGAAGACACCAACGGGCUCUCCCCAGCUGGGGACGCCUCCAAUCUCUUUGCAGCCUGGAAGUCAAUUACAAAAUGCCGACUCCAUCAGUACUCUUUCGGAGCCGGCACAGAAUGCGCCUGCCGUUGGAUUGCCUGACAUAAAGCGAAUGUCCGCGUUUGGUACCGAUUUUCUAGAUUCGGGUGACUCGAUCGUGCAGCCAACUAGUACAGAAACCAGGGAGCCAACCUUACAGCAUAAUCCUUCUCAAGCCUCUCAGGCCUCGGAGGCUUCUCAGGGAUUCACGUCAGUGGUUCAUCAAGCCUUCGAUGUCCCAGAAACUCCAAAUUCUACUGCUGGCAGUGUGGCACGAUCGAAUAGCGAUGGAACUUCCGUGAUCAGCCCCAUCAUUAGUAAUCGUGGACCUCAGGAUAGAACACCCACUAUUCCUGAGGAACCUGCAGAGUCGAGUACCCCUACUGGGGCUCUCAAUGAUGUGCCUGCUUUUAUUCCAGGUCACCGACGUGAUCUGAGCGUUCCGAGCCGGGACAAUAGCCCUUCGAAGAAACCGAUUCUCACUGAGCAGGAGCCACCCUCGGAAGGCCAAGCAGAAUUGUCUUCCAUCUCUCCUGGUCAGACUCCGUUGCCACCGCAGCCCCUUGAUGGGACAACCCCCGCCGCUGAGAACUUUGUUGCGCCACUCAAAUUCGGUGAAAGGAAGAUGUCUGAGCAGUCUGGGUCGGACGGGUAUCGAGGCAGUAUCCCUACGAUUAUCCCCGCAUCUAACAUUGACUCCCCAGAAGACGGGGAUAAUGACCGACUCAGAGAAGAAAUAAUUCGCUCACUGAGCAGAGAGGGCUCACAAGAGCCAGAUCAUAUUCCCCAAGCCGAGGAAACCAAGGAGGACUCCAUCCCACACCAAUAUGAGAAAUAUUGGGAUGGACAAACCGGUCCUGGUACUGAGACUCCCAAAGCUUUGGUUUCUGAAUCUCAUCCGGACUGGACUAAUUCUCACCCCCUGGGUUCUCAGGAUCCAUAUGGAACUCAUCAAACACCUGCUGAGUCUUCUUUGGUUGAGGAAGCCCCACAGAAACCUCGGUUAGGAAGACGAUUUUCGUGGGAGUCAUCCUCUUCGACUGGUCAGCCAACCCAAGCUCCUUCUGGCGGUAAUGCUCCUUUGUCUUCGCAACCAGCCGUGCCUCUUCCUGAAGACCCUGCCGCUCACGCGCCGGAGAGUGUUGACCGGGAACUGCCAGCCUAUGAUAGCGAAUGCUCUGACAGCUUGCGCGUUGAGAAACCCAGGCUUUCAAUUGUACCUCCAAUUCCGGAAAACUCCGCACCUCCAGUGCAGGUUAUGGGACCGGUGGAUGGCCAAGGACCCCAGACCAGUGCUCAUUCUAUGCCUGUGGGGACUUUAUCUAUCGACGAGAACAAGCUCCAGGGUUUCCGUGAUAUUCUAAAUAUUACGUCUGCUGGUGAACGUACGAAGGCCUUUGACAACACGAGAGAUCAAUUUUCCGCCCUCAACAGUGGUUUAAACCACUGGCUUCAGAUUACUAUUCACGACCACCCGGAGCAUGCGGAUUUAGUCUACUCGAGCCAGAGCGUAUCUGGUAUACCUCGUAACUCUCCAAUCAGAAGUCGGUUCCCCAAAAAGCUCGCUUCCAUCGGCAACCUGACUACGCCAAAGGAGGAUGGUGACCCAACCAGUGCCAGUCAUGUAAGGCGGCCUUCUGGUAAUAUUGGAACCAUCAUGAACAAGUCAAAUGUCGAACAACGUGGCAAGGAAUUCCUCCAUACGGCGGGCACAUUCGGCGGCAAGGCCGGCGAAGCUGCUAAGGGCUUCUUUGCUAAAGGCAGAAGCAAGUUCCGGGCAGGCGGAGACAAGGAUCAGUCGUCGACCUCUCGGCCAAGAAGUCUUCACUUCGGCUUACAAUCGGAGUCAAAUAGCUCCCAGGGUAAUUCUUCCUUCCGCAGAUCUGUCAACCUAGGCAGCCUGCCUGUUUUCAAGUUUGGGCAAAACAAAAACACAUCUGCUCCUUCUGGAGACAAUGCACAGGAUGUGCACCGUUCCGGCAAACGCUUCAAGUCUACCGGCUCCAUGGAUCUCCAAGGCUUCCAAACGGACCUUGAAGGUACAUCCGGUAGAGCUGUUUCACAACCUUUGCAACCUUUAUCAUCGGAUGAAGAUCGAUCUCGGAAGGCAAAUGCCAGAAACUCUGGCAUGGUCAGUGACCUCGAGCAGGAGAUGAUUGCUGCUCUUGGCCUGUCUCCUACUAAACCCCUACCUGACCCGCUGGCUAACGCGGACCCGGCACUUCCCUUCAGUGCACCUGAUGGGCGGCUUCAGGGGACCCCACGACCACCUUCCAAUAAUGAUCAUGGGGUGGCCGAGGAAGAUAAUAUGCAUAGCAACCAACCUUCAAGUGGAGAAAAGAGCUUGCCGGUGCUUCCCGUCAGGGAGUCCAAUGGUUUGGUUUUCCCGGGAGCAAGAAAUUCAAGCACCGAGCCUGUUCUGGGUUUGCCGCACAUCCUGAUUCCAUCCAUUCGCCCUGUUAUUGAGACCGAGUCAGCGUCUCCGCCCACAACUCCGCUGGAGGCAGUCUCACCAAGCGACAUCCCACCAGCUACCCCACCAAAAGAUCUUGCGCCACCUAAGGAAGGUCAUACACGCCAGCGAUCAGUUUCAACACUUGGCGCCGAUGAGAGAAACAAGAACGAUCAGCAGGAUGACACUCCGCCAUCCCCGUUGCAACCACCAUCGCCAGAGACAGAUGAUUCUAUCUAUGGCAAGGCGUUACCUCAGAACAAGACUUCUACUUCUUCCCUGCCAUCUGCUGAGGAGAUUUCCCCGGGCUUUGUGCCUGUACCCCUGCCGAGACCCGCAACAUCUGCUGAAGUUCUUGACGCAAAGCGAAGGUCGAUCAGUGGACUUCCGCCUUCUGCGCCGAAUAUGCAAAGCCCAUUGAGAAAUGAAGUCAGAUACUCGCCAGCAAACCGAAGCAGCAUGUUAAGCUUUGGAAGUUGGGGCCGCCAGAGCAACAACAGCAGAGGUACUCGGCCGCCUACUCCUGCGAAUGAAAUAUCGUCGCGUAUUGAAACAAACUCCUCAGCACAGAAUGGUGAGUCCAAGAUGGAUAAAUUGAAGAGCUUUGGGAAACGACGCCGUGCUUCGGUGGGCGAUCUUUUGUCCGGUAUUCAAGGAGGACUUCGGGGGCUUCAAGAAAAGAUCAGCCAGCCAGAACCUCAGGAGAAGGAGAAGACGCACCAGCGGAAACGAAGCUUCAGCAUGCUAAGUAACUUCUUUACUCGUUCCGAGUCUCAACCUCCAGUCGACCUGAAAAAUAGCCACCCAACGUCUGCGGCCGGUGAGUCGGAGGACAAAGACCUGCCAGCUUCCCCUUUGAUUGACCGCACACACUUGUCGGGUUCACAGGGCGGACAUGAAAAUUCUGCAGAGCUUGCUCCGUCCGAAACACCAGCCGCUAAGUUUGAGUCGAGUAGACGACUGUCUAGCGAUAGUGCAUCUCGCCAACGUGCGAGUAUACAUCUUCCUCCGAGUGCAUCGGCCAAUGCCUUGGCAUCUGGUCGCUUCUAUUCCCAGGCUCCAUCUACCGACUAUCCGCCUUCAACUCAACACACCCGUGUGAAGAGCUUGCCUCUAAUUAGCCAGCCCCUGUCUUCUAUACCCCAUUCCGAAUCAAACAACAAUGGCUUUGUGGAUUCGCAGCCAUGGGGACCUGGAGGUCAGGUGUCUCAAGAGGAGCAGCUAGUACGUCAAUCGUCGGAGGGCGCACAUGACUCCCCUAAGGCAGUCAAAGAAUUCGAGGAGCAAUCCUCCCAGCCAGUCAAGUCAGCCCUCAAGCCCAAUGUCAGCAUUAAGUCCCGAAAACCUAUCGAUACUCAGCCCGAGUCCACUGUGACAAUCGAGCCCAAAAACAUCGCCGUCUCGGGUAUGUCUACUAUAACUCUUUCGGAACAUCCCCACCGCGAUGAGACUAAGACAUUCAACCGCAACUCCGAGCCUGUCGAGCUUGCCCUCAAAGAUGACGACAGUGAUGAAAUUGUCAUGUCCCCCACUGCCUACCCAGGACAAGAAUGGGCCCCUAUGCACAUGUAG
This is a messenger RNA of Penicillium longicatenatum, 4467 nucleotides long. RefSeq lists its product as uncharacterized. NCBI's taxonomy places the organism in Eukaryota, Fungi, Ascomycota, Eurotiomycetes, Eurotiales, Aspergillaceae. The coding region runs from base 1 to 4467 and encodes 1488 amino acids. The transcript is spliced from 5 exons. The record is from RefSeq and is a predicted model, not a curated record.